CUCAACAAUCGGACACUUCCUUCGAUCGGGCACCUGACACUGACACACGACACGUAACAAACACCCUUCGCAUUCAACGUUCAACCCACGCCGCCUCGCCACUAUAAAGGCCCACACAACCCUCGUCUCUUGCGAUGCCCUCGCUCAUUCAAUCCUCCCUUCUUCUGCUUCGCGAUUACAUUAUGAGGGACUACGAUAGGUAUAACGAGAUACAUGCGGGAGAGGUCAUGAUGGAUGAUUGGAGGACUAUACUUGAGAUACAGGAAGUCGCUGCGAAGCUCGAUGAUGGUGAGUUGAGCAAGGGGGAAGGAUGGGAGGAGGCGGUCCAGGGUGUUAGGGAUGCGGCGGAGGGAGUGGAGGAGGCGAGGGAGGCGACGAGGGAGGCGCCACAUGAUGUGGCGAAGGCCACAGCGUUCAAAGAGAUAGCGAAGAGUGCUGUCGAUGUCGCUGCUGCGCUUCAAAGAGGACAUUUCGGCGAGAAAGCAAUGGGGCUCAUCGUCGAAGACACAGAAUCGUACUGGCCCCUCGGCUCCAAACUCGUAGGAGAUGGACUGAGGCUCCUGACCUGGGAGAUCAUCAGGGGACACACGAAUGCGUGGAGUGCGGAGGAUAAGGAGGGGGUUGUUGGUGCUCUUGAGAAGGUCCUGGAAGAUUUAGACGUCGAUGCAUCUGGAUGGGCGAUUGAGGGGAUGAGUGAGAUUGAUUAUCAUGAGCCGUUAGAUGCUGUGAAGUGUAAUGAGAGGUCAAAGGCAUUCCCUGAGGAUGCGAGGAAGAUGGUGGAAUUGCUCAAGAUUACGACGAGGAAGAGUCGCGAGACGUUGGGAAAGGGGGAGUACUUGGACUGUCCUAUAAACAUCGACGUCGAGAGCGAGAUUCCGUUUGGCAAAGCAACCAAUCCGAAGUUGAACAAGAAGACAUACUACACCAUCCUCCUGGAAUUCUCCGGCCUAAAUCGCGAAGUCCACGAUACACUCAACCGUGGAGAGGGCCCACCUGGUGUCGACAUGAGUGUGGCCCAGUCCCAAAACGGGGAGAAGGCAGCCCCUGCAGGGUUUACGCCACGACCAGCGACUGAUGUAGAGUUCCUCACCUCGUUGAGAGAUAUCAAGGGUUUGAGUGGGAUUAAGACGACGAAGGACUCGGUGCAGCGUGCUACGCCUCGGGCUGAAUGCCCUUUUGGUCCCAGGUAGACUUUGAAGCGUGGAUUCUAGAGAAGACUGGACAGACGAAUGGACAGAAGUGGCUGCAUCCCCAUGACCUGUACUUAUAAUAUCGUUAGCGAGUAUAUAGCAAGAACCAGACACGGUGGCACCCUGUGUCUGGACUGAGCAAGGAAA
Stereum hirsutum FP-91666 SS1 is the source of this 1337-nucleotide messenger RNA. RefSeq lists its product as uncharacterized. Bases 135 to 1190 code for a protein of 351 amino acids. NCBI's taxonomy places the organism in Eukaryota, Fungi, Basidiomycota, Agaricomycetes, Russulales, Stereaceae. The transcript has 7 exons. The record is from RefSeq and is a predicted model, not a curated record.